AUGGCCACCUUCAAAGCCCUCAACCUAGAAUCCGACGAUGAAGAAGACAUCGAGAUCGACGACACCAAGGAAAUCCAGAUCGAAGAAGCCCUCAAGCUAUACCAGACUGCCCUGAAGUUCCACUCGGACGGNCCCCCUUCCUAUGUACAAGCCGCCGAAGCAUAUCGCGCCCUAUUCGAAUCCGACAUCUUUAAAUAUCCUGAGUCACAACAAGAACUGAACCGUCUGGAACUUUAUGGUCCACAACCAGAGGCAGACGAUUAUUUCGAUCACCACCAAGAACACGUUGUACCGACUGGAGAAAAUGCGCCCAGCACGCUGCCUCAAAUCAUCCAUCUCGCAUACAAGAACCACGGCCAGUUCUUGCUGGAGUCUCUACAAUACGAACUGCUGCACUCGACCCAAGAUGCUCAGCUCAACACCAAACACAUCCUCAAGGCGUCUGCCGCUGCUCUCGAAUGCUUCGUCGAGGCCAUAGACAAGGAUGACACGGAUCUGGACUUGUGGAGACGUUCUGCCGCUGUUGGAGAAAUGCUGAGCAGCCAUCGCAUUGCUCGCUUCUGCCUCGAGGCCGUAUUGGACGACGACGCCCAAGGUCUGGACUCUGUCCUAUCUAUACCUGGCAUCUCAGAAACACUGGCUGGUCAGCAGCUCCGAGACCUUGUCGCCAAACUGCAAGACGAACUAUCCGUACUGCAAGCUCCAUUGUCAACCAUGAAGCGUCGCCAAUUGUCUAGCAUGCUUAAGCAGAAGCUGGCCAACUAUUCAGUCAUCCACAACUACCAGACGGAACAUCCUGCACUGGCCGUUUCGUCACAUCAAGCCCUCCGUUGUGUGCUCAGCUCGCCCAAGUCGUGGCAUGAUCUGGGCGACAUCCUCCUGCGCCACUAUCUCGCUGAGCAGGCAGGCACCACAUCAGCUCUACCUGGCCUCGGUAUCUCGUUCAACGCCGAUCGUCAGUCUCCGGAUAUCGAGCUUAUUGAGCCUGAUCAGCCAUCACCUCGUCAAACCUCGGUCCAACCACCCGAGAUGUCUUCGUUGGUUGAAGCCCAGUUUCCUGGUACCGAUGGGGGUCAGCCAAAUUCCCCCCCACCUGCUUUCAAAGACUCUGAGGAAACAGAGAAUGUUCCUCAAGCUCCAUCCGUGACAGUUCUGCCGACUCGCAAACGUUCAAGCGACGCUGCUGGCUUAAUUGACAGCAACUCUGCUGAGGGUGCACGAUCAAAAAGCAAGCGGCUGCGUGCCAGAGAGUCGAUCGUCGAUCAGAGCCAGCUAGAAGACGACACCAUGAUGGACCCUGUCCAAGCUGAUGAUGCUUUGGCAGAUCUGGACUAUGUCGACAAUCAAUUAUUCGAAUCACUCGACGAGCUGUUCGAGAAGGUUCAACUGCCAAAGUUUGCAGUUUCUCCCAAUGCUCGUAAAGAUUUACGCGAAGCUACAACUAACACGGAUGUGACACUCCAAGGUGUGGAUCUUGCCUGUGUGGACAUGUACACCUUCCUCAACGACUACUCGGACGAACGAGCACGGGUCUUGCUCAACGCUAACAGCGACCUUGACACAACUUCCGAUGCUCAUGUCAAGCCGAGUGGUCGAUUCUCUGCCGCCCCUAAUACUCAGUCCCGUACCGCCGACAAGCCCGAUCUUGACCUUCAUGCUGAGCUUGAUCGUUUCACUUCUCAGACUAACUCAGACUUCCUUCAUAUCAACGAUGUACUUUACGAAUGGGUCGUACAGUUUCUACAUCCUGACCAUGGCAUGCUAGUACGCCCAGGAUUGUCCACCAAUACCUCUAGCUACAUCGGCCACACAUGGCCGCAAGAUUUCAAGUCGCUUCUGGUUCGUGUCCUCGUCACGAUGGAUGCUUUCAUCUUUGAGACACUGUCUGACUUUGUCCUGAAGUGGGAUAAGGUCCUGCUUUCAGAUCCGAAGACUGAACAGUCAGAUGAUGCCCUUUCAUUCAUCGAGGUCAUUCAAACGCUCUUCGAGCUACAUGUGGACGUCUACUCAUUGGUCAAGGAACCGAACAGUGGCGUCGAUGCCGACACUGUAGACCUGCAAGAUGACCGUGCCGAGCGAUGGGGCAACCUUGCACGCGAUGCAAUGAAUCUGCGUACUAGCCUACUACGGACACCGAGCUUGAAAGACCAGCUCAACUUGCGCUACUUGUGGACUGUCACUCAUCAUAUCAGUGUGUCAAACAAUAUCUCUCAGGAGCAAGUCAUUGCUUGUUGGUCCGAACUGAGAUUGAUCUUCGAGGCUGUCGGAGAAGUCGUGAUUGAUCUUCCCAACAACUCCGUCAUGCCGCAGAUGUCGGUCGAAGCUAUCGAUAGAGAACUCUCUAGGCUCACGACACAGGACUUCUUCACCAAGGUUUUCGAUCCUACACAAAAUGACCCUACCGUGGUUAUUGAAGGCCUCGAACCUCUUCUAGAGACUUUGCACCACGACACGCAUAGUGACAACAUGCCCAGCUCUGAUAAAGGUGUCGAACCUGCAAAUUCUGCCUCGACCCCAUCUGAACUCUUGAACUUCCUGAAGAACAGCAAUAUCGGCAUGCAAGUCUCNCUCUGGCAAAGACUGCGUGAGGCAUACGAAACGAUCGACUACCAACCCAUGGUCGUCUGUUGUUACUUCCGUGUCAUUGAACUUCUUCUUUCGGACCUCAAGUCAUCUUCUUACGCUGACAAAUCUGUCAACGAGCGUCAGACUGUGCUCCUGAAGUACAUGCGUCUUAUUAACGACCUUGUCGGCAAGAUCAGUGCCUCGAUCAUCUCCCAUUCUGAUGCUCUGGAUUGUAUGGAUGACGAACGACUUCAGAACACGACAGGCUGCUUGAUAAAUCUGCAGAAAGUGUUACAUGCUUCGACAAUGCUACAAGACGAGAUUAAGGUUGGAGCAAAGCAGACACCAUCUUCUAGCAAUGGCGCACCGCUCAAGUCGUUCACCACUGUCACAAAGGUCCUCCAGGAGAUGCAGUUACAAUCUUGGACUUUGAUGUACAAGUUCUAUCGGGAAAGCAUAGCUCAGAACAGUGAGAAGGUCGAAAAACCGAAUGAGUCCUUGUUCGAGUAUCUAAGAGCUGUUCACCAAGUGCUGGGAGCUCGAAGCAUAUGCGGCGGAUCAGAACGAGUUUUCCUCAAACUCGCAAAGUCAGAAGUGCUCCGCUUCCGGAAUGAGUCAGAAGAGCAAAACGAUGACUUUGACCUCGAGUUUGCUCAAAUUCUCUAUGACAUGUUUGGCCUCAAAUGUUUCCUCAACCCGAGUUAUGCGCUUAGGGAGCACAAUUGCGUUCAUGAUGCUUUUGUUGACAAGACAUCGGGCAUGCAAGCUGUCGAUCUGUUACUCAACUUGGCUUCUAGAAUCAAGAUGACGGAGCUACCGAAACAUCCUCUCAAAGACACGAUCGAGAAGGUACAUGGCAUCAUUGGGCGCAAGAAACCAUCAGAGGCAAUUCUCCGCAAUCGCGAUGUCUACAGAGGCUUCCUCAAGUCACAUAUCAACCCUGUCGAUUUGUACAAAUGCUUGAGGGAGNNGGGGGAGCUUGCUCUGGCGCCAGUACCUGCUGAGCACGCCAUCUUAGCGGCCAAAGGCUGGUAUUUCCUGAUGGGCCAUAUCUCACUGAGCAAGUUCAGAGCUCAGAAACGCAUUGGCCCCACUGCGACUGAGGAUCUUAACAUUGCCGUAGCAUUUUUCAUGCAAGCUCUUGAAUACAGUAUGGAUGACUGGGAGCUGUGGUUCCGUUUAGCUCAAGCAUACGACUCUAAAAUCGAAGAAGCUGUCUCGUGGACUGCCGAGAAGCUCAACGGCGAUAUGACAGAGCUGAUCGCAUGGCAACGAGCUGCUAUUCACUGCUAUACCAUGGCUGUUGCAUUAGCAAUGCGCUUUGCUGAACCAAGCGCAGACACCCAAGCAAAGUUUGGUGAAAUGUAUGCCGACUUCGCAAUGAGGAUCUACUCUUCAUCCAGNGAGCCGUUCGGCAUGAAGGCUUUUGCGGUUGAUGAUCUUGAAAGAUUCCUCAGUCGGGCAACCAUCACGAAAGUGCCUCCUUUCAAGGCCUUGACUCCUUUCUCUGCCUUCAAGCUUGCUAGAGAGCUAAUUCGUCGUGCUAUUCGCAUUAACCCCAACAAGUGGAAGCUACACUUUUAUCUCGGCAAAUGUCUUUGGAAGAUGUACUGCAACGCUCCAAAGGAAACUGAACGACCGAGUAUCGAUGCCAUUAUCAACGAAUUCUGCGAGUCUAUCAACUUGUUACCACGAAAGAAGGAUUCGAAGCGCGAGCCGAUCCUGGAACCUCACUACAAGCUCGUCACUGUGGUGCACAAGAUGGUGACAAGACGUUUCAUUGAUGCAGCUGAAGGUUGUAGUAUCCUCACUGCUACGCCGUAUGCUGUGAAAGUUGAUCCGGUCUCCAACUUUGACUCAUGGGAACCUUACAUCCUCAAGGUUCUCAAAAGUCUACGUGCAGCAGACAAGGUUCAUUGGCACCAUCGCAUGAUCUACAGAACAGCUGCCAUUCUUUUCCAUGAUGGUACCAAAGAGUCAUACUGCUUGGCAGCGAAACAUGAGCUUAUGCAGCAAAUGUUUACGAAGACCAUGAUGAUGAACGUUUGGAAGCCUGAGAACGAGCGCCCCGGUCGUCACUUUGUCUACACCACGCGGUACGCAGACAUGUUCAUCAAGAUUCUCGAGUUUUUGGAAGACCGUUCGUUGCUCGAUGCUCUUGCGCGUCGAGUCCGAAAGAAGACNGGGGAGUUCUUUGAGCAUGGCAAUCUCUGGCAGUAUCUUUGCACUGCCUAUCUCAAAGUACUCCGUCGUCAUGGCCAGAUUCCUGUCGCACAGGAAACCGCAAUCUUCAGUGGCAUCAACCAUGAGGACUUCCUCAGACGCAAAGAUUAUCUGGAGAAAUGGUGUCAAGAGCCUUCAAACGCUACUCACCCUGUGCUAGAAACUAUGCAAGAGGUUAUCGAACUCAAGAGGAUCAAUGGUGGUCUGAUGAAGGCGGCAUCCAUCGAUGACCUGAUUGGUGAUGCCUAUGCUUAUCUUUACGACACUGUCGGACGAAGGCUCUGGACUAUGGCAGAAGCCAAAGAUGAGGCUAGCAAGCAGGAGGCGAUUGCCAAGGAACAAGCCGCUACUCCCUCUGUGGAACGCAAUCCCAUGAUGAACCUGUCGCACCUCAUGAAUGUGGAUGGCGGACCCGAUGCAGCUGUGAAAACACCCGGUCUUUCUGCCGCCAGUUCGGUGCCUGAUGGUACUGCGACACCACCAACGGGAGAUCAAGCACCAGCUUCACGCCGCAAGAUUGGUGUGGGUAGACGUGAAGUUCGUCUGUGUGCUGACGCCUGUAUCGCCAAGAUCGGCGCUGGUCUUUCCACACCAGCAGGUAACGAACCUCCUCGACCCCGUCAAGAAGUCUCAGUCGUGAUAGAAACACGACGUCCUUCCUCAAAACUGGCUGAACAACAAGGUAUCAACACGGCAGAAGGCAGCGUCGCAGGUAGUAUCCACGAUUCCGCUGAUGACGAGAGCGAUAGCGAGCUCAGCGAUGUCGAUGAGAGUGUUGUCAACUCUGAAGGCCUGGCUUCGCUCGAGGCUCGUCGCCUUGGAAAGCCUCCCCCGACAUUACCUUCACUGUUCCCGAAUCUCCUUUCUCGCUUCUCUAGCGUCAAGGACAGCGAUAUGAUCACUGACACUGAAGAGGAACAUGAAGAUGGCGUCGAAGGUGCCGAGGAAGUCGAAGAUUAUGGCGGAGAGGGCGAUGAGGAAGAAGUCGAAGAUGAGGACGGUGAAGAGGGUGAACCCGAAGCCAACAAUACAGCCAAUUUCGAAGAAGGCGAACCCGGAGCAGAAGAAGCAGAGGAUGUGGACAUGGAAGAUGAAGACGAGGAGCGAGAUUCACUACCCUCGGCCGUUAUGGAAGCGCGCAUGGCGUAG
This is a messenger RNA of Aureobasidium vineae, 5937 nucleotides long. The record is from the annotation of a GenBank genome assembly. NCBI's taxonomy places the organism in Eukaryota, Fungi, Ascomycota, Dothideomycetes, Dothideales, Saccotheciaceae.